Messenger RNA from Suillus clintonianus, 225 nucleotides. RefSeq lists its product as uncharacterized. The annotation marks the transcript as partial. The record is from RefSeq and is a predicted model, not a curated record. The transcript has a single exon. NCBI's taxonomy places the organism in Eukaryota, Fungi, Basidiomycota, Agaricomycetes, Boletales, Suillaceae.
AUUAUUUAUGAUGUGGGGUGUCAGUGGAGUAUUAAUUUUUUACAGAGAGUUGCUGAGAGCCAAGGCUUAUCCAUACCAGAAAAUAUGCAGAUCAUCCCUGCGGUUGGAAAAUUCCAUCUCAGUGCUCACAAAUUGGCUUGCUUUGCAAGGUACAGCCUCAACUUUGUUCAAGGGGCUGGACAUGUUGAUGGGGAGAUUUUGGAGACCUUAUGGGCACCAUUCAAU